AGAGUUAUCUUCCAAACUCUCUGAAACGUUUUAUAAUUAGUUUGAUAGGGCUCGAAAGAAACGAACACAGCCAAGAUGCCGCGUUGUUACAUGGUGAAGAAAGCUCUGUGCAACAAGUACAUAAGCAACGUUGCCAGAGGAUUCGAGAGCUGGGGUCGAGGAAGGAGCACGCCAUCACCGACCACCAUGCAGAUCCCGGUCUCGCCCAUAGAAGGGAGCGUCGCACCCCCUGUUGCUCAAGAAUACCUGAGCACGCAGUCUCAAGACACGACGACAGGAACGAAGACGCUUGAGCAGGACGUCUCCAAGGGGAAGGUGGACGAGCCCAGCAAUGUGGACAUGGCGAUCGCGACAAGCAAUGCGGGCACACCAGCGACAGAACCUCCAAUUACUGCUCGAACGGAGGCAACAUCUCCAACGGUGAUUACCUGCGCCACUACAGGCUCAUCCUCCACGAUAGCGGCGUCGCAAACAGAAUCGAUCGCCUUGGGUGUCGAGAACACAACGAUCACCACGUCCACGUUACCUUUCACAGCUCCCAGAUCACCGUCCAGAACAGUUCAUACAAACUAUCAACAACACACGAACAUGCCUCAUCACUCACCUCCGGGAGAACCUUCUCCUCCUUCGAGCACCGCUACACCGUAUCACACCGUCGAAGAAACAACGGAUCAUUCUGCAUCUGAAUCGAGGAUAGGGUCCAAUAACGGCAAUGUGAUCACCAAUUAUGUGUCUUCGAUGUUCAAGGAUCGUUCCGCAGCCGAAACAGAAGCUGCUCACGACUUGUUGGAACUGUCGAGGUCACUCCCGCCAUUACCGCCACCUAGUGUCGCAAUCGGGCCACAGAGCGUGAUAGAGUCGCCUGCUACGGACAUACAAGAAAUGACAGUGUAUCAACCUGAUCAACCAAUCUACCAGGUGAAUACCAUCGACCUGGCAAACUCAACAGUCUACACGCACCACCAUCAACAACAACAAACGCCCACCGCGAGCAUUAUUUACGAGCCCAGCGCGACGAUAGUUCAACAAACGGGCAGCGUAUUCAUCCCUCUGUCUCCUGUUCAAGAGAUUCUGCUCACUUACAGCACACCGUCCAUUCCGUGCACACCGAUUGUCGCCACUCAACAACCACCCCAACCUCUAGCGCAGCAACAGCAAUCUCACCAGACUAUAGAGGCGGCGCCACCGUUGACGCCACCUACCUCGGAAUGCAGCAGCGACAUCGAGAAUAACAAUCCUAAUUCGCAACCUAGUCAGAAAGAUAAGGAGGUGCAGACUGUGACCGAGCAAACGGAAGUGAAACCGGCCAGUUACACUUAUGACACUUUAUUGGUGGCUGAUGGAAGAUCGAAGAACAAGAAGAUCAUACCUACUCAGAAAACGCAGGAGACAGAACCAGUCGAAACGCCCGAGACGUCGAAAAUUGGACGAUACGUCUGUUGCGAGUGCGGUAAACAAUACGCGACCUCGUCGAACCUGUCGCGACACAAACAAACCCAUCGUAGCAUCGACUCGCAAUCGGCGAAGAAAUGCAUCCACUGCGGCAAGGCGUACGUUAGCAUGCCAGCGUUGGCGAUGCACGUGCUUACCCACAAGUUGACACACAGUUGCGGCGUGUGCGGUAAGAUGUUCUCCAGGCCGUGGUUGCUGCAAGGCCAUUUAAGAAGUCACACGGGAGAGAAGCCUUAUGGGUGCGCGCACUGCGGCAAAGCGUUCGCCGAUCGGUCGAAUCUUCGCGCCCACAUGCAGACCCAUUCCGCGGACAAGAACUACGAAUGUCACAAGUGCCACAAAUCGUUCGCGCUCAAGUCUUACUUGAAUAAACACUUGGAGUCCGCUUGCCAGAGGGAGAACGAUGAGCCCAACAACGACCUAGAUGCGCCACAAUAGAUUCGUUCGAUUCGUUGGGGAAUAGUUGGCGCUCGUGUCGCUGGUUAUGAUCAAUUAACAUGUCGAGCCAAAGAAGCAAUUUUUCCAAGGUGCAAACUCAUCGGUAGGUCAAUCCGUCUGGAAAUAGAUCUAUAAUGAUGACGAAUUCAUUGUUUUUCCCUUCCUUUCAUAAACUUAUAAAAAAAUUCACAAUUCAUACGCUUGAUCGAAUUAGCGAAAGGAAGAGAUGAUCCAUGAAAUAUAUAAAAACAACGGAAGUACUUUCAUCUUAGAGAUUGACAAGUGAUCCUUCAUCGUUAAACACCAACAACGCAUCGUAUUCUCAUUCUGGGUAAGCAAACGAUUUCAAACGCAUUUCAAUCGCGAUUCAAGUCAUAACAAAAUUGUUUAAGAACAAAGAACAAACACGUAAAAGAUACGUGUUCGAAGAUGAAACUUAUCUUUCCUAUAUAAACGAUUAAGGAUUGAACCAACAUGAAAAUAUCAUGGUUAAACCAAUCAAAUUUAAAAUCGUUUCAUUCUUCGCGCGAGAUUGGCUCCAAAAAGUGAAGUUUAUUAUUAAAAUAAGCGGAUAUUAAAGUCGCGUUUAAGGAAAGAGAAGAACUCGAAUACUCUCGAAUUACAUUUACAGGGAUAUAUCGUCCUAAGCUAAGACAAUUUUAUUCGCAUCGAAACGCGUACGAUGCUAUUCUAACGACAUUCCUUUCGUCCAUGA
This is a messenger RNA of Apis dorsata (giant honeybee), 2605 nucleotides long. Its product is annotated as zinc finger protein 628-like. Lineage: Eukaryota; Metazoa; Arthropoda; Insecta; Hymenoptera; Apidae. Gene Ontology annotation, molecular function: DNA-binding transcription factor activity, RNA polymerase II-specific; RNA polymerase II cis-regulatory region sequence-specific DNA binding. Gene Ontology annotation, biological process: regulation of DNA-templated transcription. The transcript is spliced from 5 exons. The record is from RefSeq and is a predicted model, not a curated record. Bases 76 to 1890 code for a protein of 604 amino acids.